AAGGGAAUAUUUUGAAAAGUAUAGACUGAAAAUGAUUAGCAGGGCUUGCAUCCAUUGGUGGCUGAUGCUGGUAAUUUUUGUUGGGAUUGGUUGUUUGAAUGGGUAUCCUCUCGAGGAUAUUGUGGUAGGAUUGCCUGGCCAACCAAAAGUUGGAUUCAAACAGUUUGCUGGCUACAUUGAUUUGGAUGUUAAGACUGGGAAGAGCUUGUUUUACUACUUUGUUGAAGCUGAGAAAGAUCCAGACCAUAAGCCUCUCACUCUUUGGCUCAAUGGAGGCCCUGGUUGCUCGUCACUUGGUGGUGGUGCCUUUACGGAAUUGGGACCAUUCUUUCCUACAGGUGAUGGUAGGGGUCUUCGAAAAAAUCCAAAAUCUUGGAAUAAAGCAUCAAAUCUCCUAUUUGUGGAGUCUCCUGCUGGAGUAGGCUGGUCAUAUUCAAAUACAACGGCUGAUUACAAUGCCGGGGAUACCUCAACAGCAAAAGACAUGCAACUUUUUAUGAUGAAGUGGUAUGAGAAAUUUCCAGCUCUGAAAUCGAGGGAUUUCUUUCUUACUGGAGAAAGCUAUGCAGGGCAUUACAUACCACAAUUAGCUGUUGCUUUACUGGAUCAUAAUGCCCAUUCUACUCGUUUUAAGUUCAACAUAAAAGGAGUUGCUAUUGGAAAUCCAUUGCUCAGACUUGAUCGAGAUACUCGGGCAACAUAUGAGUUCCUAUGGUCACAUGGGAUGAUUUCUGAUGAAAUAGGCCUCACCAUAAUAAAGGAAUGUGAUUUCAGUGAUUAUAGUUUUGGUAGUCCUGAUCAUAAUGUUUCUGGUAAAUGCUAUGAUGCAAUAACAGAAGCUCAGCUCAGCGUUAGUAGCUACGUUGAUAACUAUAAUGUCAUUGUAGAUGUUUGUUACCCAUCGAUAGUGGAGCAAGAAUUUCGGUUGAGAAAAGCGGCCACUAAAAUAAGCUUGGGUAUUGAUAUUUGCAUUAAUUACGAAUCUGGAUUCUAUUUCAAUCUUCCAGAGGUCCAAAGCGCUCUCCAUGCAAAUCGAACAAAAUUGCCCUACAGCUGGUCCAUGUGUAGCGAAGUUUUGAACUAUACCAAGACUGACGUCAAGAUGAAUAUGCUUCCCUUGCUUAAAGGAAUCAUCCAAAAAGGUGUUCCGGUUUGGGUUUACAGCGGAGAUCAAGAUUCUGUAGUUCCACUGCUGGGAUCCCGCCAGAUGAUUCAUGAACUUGCUCGUGAACUAAACUUUACAGUCACUGCUCCUUAUGGAGCUUGGUUUCACAAAGGGCAGGUAGGAGGUUGGUCAACUGAGUAUGGAAAUUUGUUGACCUUUGCCACAGUAAGGGGUGCUGCACAUAUGGUGCCCUAUUCACAGCCAGCCAGGGCUUUACACCUCUUUAGUUCUUUUGUUCGUGGUCUAAGAUUGCCUAAUUCAACACGCCUGCCCAUAGAUGACUAGCAAUAUUUAGCAAUCGCAUGAAUUAGAAUUGGUACGGCAUCUCCAUUGCUAUGCUGCAAGGAACCAUCAGUUUAUGACAGGCAGAUUCAAGUGCUAUUUCUUAGGCAAUCUUAGGCAGUAACUAAUUAUUUCUUAGGCAAAAGUUUAUUUUUUUAUUUUUUGUGCGAAUUUCUUAGGCAAAUGUACACAUAGUACAGCAAGACUGUGAUGCACGAAUUUGUCAAAUGGUUGUCGUCUCCCGUUUUUGAAACGUCUUUAAGGCGUCCCCAAGACAUUAACAUCACUGAUUAAUGUAUUACAUUAUACAUUUAUAUGGAGUAUAAAUACAUCAAAUUAGUAUAAU
Messenger RNA from Chenopodium quinoa (quinoa), 1793 nucleotides. RefSeq names its product serine carboxypeptidase-like 42. The coding region runs from base 32 to 1450 and encodes 472 amino acids. Gene Ontology annotation, biological process: proteolysis. Gene Ontology annotation, molecular function: serine-type carboxypeptidase activity. NCBI's taxonomy places the organism in Eukaryota, Viridiplantae, Streptophyta, Magnoliopsida, Caryophyllales, Amaranthaceae. The transcript is spliced from 10 exons. The record is from RefSeq and is a predicted model, not a curated record.